GCUACGGUGGCCGGAAAGGGAGAGAACAUUGGUUGCGGAAGCUGCGUCASCCGGGACGCUGUGGUGCGAGGAGCCUGGGCCGCCGACGGCUCUUCUUCCAGUUGUGGAGAGCUGAGACCGAGAAGCUUUGUGAGGGAAGAAGGGAGUGGCUGGUAGAGCAGCAGGAAGGAAAGAAAGUGGAUAGAGAAGGUUUUGGUGGAGAAGAGGAAGGGCAGAAGGGAGGAGGAAGAGGCCCAAACUCAGCCCAAAGGCCACAGGAGAGUGACUGGGGGGUGUGGCCCUCCAAGUAGGCCAUAAAGCAGCAGUGUUUAGGCCUAAGGCAAAGCUUCCUCACCAAGUAGGCCAUAAAACAGCAGCGUUUAGGCCCAAGGCGAGGCCUCCUCUCCAAAGAAGGGCUAGAGUAGCAGGCCUCAGGACGAGGCCUUGCUGUGGUAAGUCCAUGGCAACAGCAGCCUCCUCCACCUCUGCCUCCAGUGCCCAUGGGGGCCCCCUCAACCCAGUGACCAACCUCCACGAAGAGGCGGUCUGCGCCAUCUGCCUGGACUACUUCAUCGACCCCGUGUCCAUCGGCUGUGGGCACAACUUCUGCCGCGUCUGCAUCACGCAGCUGUGGGGCUCGGGAGAAGGCCAAGGUGAGGAGGAAGAAGGAGAUGAUGGGGAGGCCUCUGGCUCCGAUGGUGGCUACGGGCCUGGUUCGGAAGGGGGCAUCGACGAUGGUGAUUUGGGGCCCGAGGAAGAUGCGGACGACGAGGAAGAUGACCUAGAAGAUGAGUACCUGGACGAUGGGGACAUGGAGGAGGAGAGAGAGGACCUCUCCAGGGAUGAGUAUGAUGGGGACGAUGCUGAAGACGUCUGGGAUGAUGAAGAAGACCGAGACUAUUGGGACCAAGACCCCGGGUCUGAUGAGAUGUGGGACGAUGCGAUGGGAGGUGACAUAUUCUUCAACAGUUACGAUGAGGAGGACGACAUCAUGGAUGAAGAUGAGGAACCAGAAGAAGACACUGAAUAUACAGUGCCGGCCACCCCACCAAUGCCUCCCUUGCGCCAGGCUUUCACCUGCCCUCAGUGCCGCAAAACCUUUCCCCGCCGUAGCUUCCGACCCAAUCUGCAACUAGCUAAUAUGGUGGAGAUCAUUCGCCGGAUGCAUCCGCAGCCAUAUAAACCUGCGACUCCAUCAACCGAAGAGGUGGAAUUGGCUGCAGCAGGAGAUUCUUCUGGAGCACCUUCCGCUUUGGCUGCAGGCAAAGCCCAGAGUGUUGAGCGAAGCAUCUGUGAAAAACACCAGGAGCCUCUAAAGCUUUUCUGUGAGACAGAUGAAGAGCCCAUCUGUGUGGUGUGCAGGGAGUCGCGGGCCCACAAACACCACAGUGUCAUGCCACUGGAAGAAGUUGUGCAAGAAUAUAAGGCUGAACUCCAGGGUCAUUUGGAUCCCCUGAAGAAGAAACUGGAGUCUGUUUUGAAGCAAAAAGCAAAGGAAGAGGCGAAGAUAGCAGAUCUCAAGAACAAAAUGAAGCUCGAUAUGAAAGAGUUUGAGUCCGACUUUGAGCGGCUUCACCAGUUUCUUGUUGGCGAGCAGGCCCUGCUCCUACAUCAGCUGGAGGAUCGCUAUGACAUCCUGCUGGCCAGGCAGAGCAGCAACGUCACCCAUCUGGAGGAGCAGGAGGCCGCUCUCAGUCGCCUUAUUGCAGAAGCGGAAGACAAGAGCAAGCAGGAUGGGCUGCAGCUGCUCAAGGACUUCAAAGGCACUUUAGUCAGAUGUGAGAAUAUUAAAUUCCACGAUCCAGAAAUGGUGGCAGUGGACGCAGGAAAGAAAUAUCAGAACUACUUCCUUAUAGAUGUCCUCAUGAAGAAGAUGGAAAAGGUCUUCAGCAAAGCUCCUCGCGUUGAUUUGACCCUGGAUCCAGAUACCGCCCACCCGCGGCUCACCCUUUCCUCCGACUCCCGGGGCGUCCGGCUGGGAGAGCGCUGGAGGGACGUCCCCGACAGCCCCAAACGCUUUGAUUCUGACUACUGCGUGCUGGCCUUGCAGGGUUUCACCUGCGGUCGACACUACUGGGAGGUGGAGGUGGGGGGCCGGAGAGGGUGGGCCGUGGGGGCGGCCCGAGAGUCGGCCCGGCGUAAAGAGAAGGCUAGCACUGCAUCUCCCUACCAGAAGCGGGAGAUCUGGUGCGUGGGGACCAAUGGCAAGAAGUACCAGGCCCUGAGCACCACCGAGCAGAUGCCCCUUUCUCCGUGCGAGAGGCUCCGCCGCUUUUGCGUCUACUUGGACUAUGAGCGGGGCCAGCUGGGGGAGAUCUGGUGUGUGGGGACCAAUGGCAAGAAGUACCAGGCCCUGAGCACCACCGAGCAGAUGCCCCUUUCUCCGUGCGAGAGGCUCCGCCGCUUUUGCGUCUACUUGGACUAUGAGCGGGGCCAGCUGGGUUUCUACAAUGCCGAAAACAUGGCCCAUAUCCACACCUUCAAUGCCUCGUUCCGCGAGCGCAUCUUCCCCUUCUUCCGCAUUCUCUCUAAGGGGACCCGCAUCAAAAUCUGCAACUGAGACCAUCACUGCUGAUACUGUUGCACGUGGCUGGAGCCCCACCUUCUCUUAUCUUGUCAUCCCACCUGGGAAGAGAUCAUAUUUUACUCUCUUCACUCUUGGACUUUCUUUGGUGUCUGCCAUGGAUUCACAACAGAAGCUCCCCUUUUUUCUUUGGCUCUAAUGCUACACAGAUGUUCUUCUCUGGCGUUUGACCAGAUCAUGGUCUUCAAUGUCUUCCCUUGCACAUCCACUUUAGUAAGCUCUCUCUGUCCUCUUUGGAGUUCUGUAUGUGGAUUGCCUCACUCUUUCCACAUCUCCUGAAGGAUCUCUUGACUUCAUGAGCUCUCUCUUAACUUCUCAGAAGGAAUAUAAGUUAAAGCCUCUUUGCCUUGUGAGUGUGAAGCUGUGUGCUUGGUGGCAUCGGUUGUAGCAACAGGGAGUCCAAAGGUAGUGCAUUGACAUUCCAGAGCCACCUGAAUCUUCUCAGGUCAAGGCCCAAGGAAUGCUAUGAUUGCCUGGUUGUCCAAGUUUGGUUUCCAUCCCUGAUGUAGAGCAAUGCUCUAGCUGGUUUCCAGAUCAAAUGCAGUUUAUUUCUCAAAUGUCUUCUGCUCUCCUUUUUUUUUGCUGCUCUUGUUCUUUACUAAUGCCUCCAAUUCCAAGGGAGAACCAUCUGUUUCAUAUCACUUCUCCGUAUGUGGUUUGUCUCAGCUGCUUGUCUCCCCGUUCCAUUAUGUUAUCUUUGUCCCAGAAGGACAUAUUUAUUAUCACUACUACUGUUGCUGCUAGUAGUGUGAUCUAGAGGCACGUUUUUGGUGAAUUGCAGGUUCAAAUGUUGCUGUUGAGGACUCUGUUGUUGAAGGGACAUAGCUCUAGGAAGGUGUAACUUUCACCAGAAGUUUUAGUGGUGGGGAUUUAUUAUGGCUGCCUUGACGUCUAUUAGCCCUUUGCUCCUGCCAUCCCUCACCCAGUUUAGAUAAUUUAUUUUAAAUUGCUUCCCCAUCACUCCACAGACUUGCAGUGCAGAAUUCAUGUCUUCCAUCCUGAAAACGACUGGAGCUUUGGUUAUGCUCUGCUGUAUGCAUUUUUCUUUUCCUUUUGUCAUUACAGAGCUCCUUUUGAACUAUUUUUCGCUAAAAAAAAAUGAGACCUAAAAAUGGAAAUCUAGUUUUUUGGAAAAAGUUGAGGAAUAAUAAAUAAAUAAAUGAUUCAACAGUAA
Molecule: messenger RNA, 3737 nt
Organism: Anolis sagrei ordinatus
Lineage: Eukaryota; Metazoa; Chordata; Lepidosauria; Squamata; Anolidae
Source: RefSeq, a predicted model, not a curated record